AUGGCGGAAUUGGAGGUGCUCGAAGAGGAGGAAAAGACGCGCAGAUCCGGCGGUGAGUGGCCUACAGGCCCCAAACUGCCCCCAGCAGCGUGCAAUGCUGUCAUGGACUGUUUGCCCGGUUUUUGCUCAGCCAUCGCGAAAGCAAUGGCUGCGGCGCCAACGGCGGACCUGACUGCUUUGGAGCGCUCAGACAGCCCCAUGCAGGGCUUCUUCCGUGCAGUGUGCAUACAUGUACUUGGUGCUGCAUUUGGAGCCAUCUCGCGCGGCGUGCCGACCGAGGUGGAUGGAGGACGGCUUUUGGGUGGCAAGCCACUUUCGUUGGCAAUGGAGGCAUGCUUCGAAGUACAGCCGAAGUGCUGUUUGCGAGUGGAAGGAGCUUCCUUGCACUUGCUUACAUUUACUUACACUUUGAUACAAUUCUUUCCCGUGGUACAUGCAAUAAUUACUUCGUACCUGUAGUGAGAAAUCUUACCAACUUGAGGACAAGGUCAAAUUGGCGUCGUUGACAAGCUUGUAGCGGACGCUAUACUUCUUCGCCUGUCGAUGUGGUACAGGAAUUCUCGAGUGGCAAGAUAUGAACUUCCUCGCAAUUUCAAUUGGAUACAAACAAUAGGAAUAAAUGGCUCCGUAAUACUUAAUGAAUACUAGUAUUUUACAACGCCGCAUAUCACAACGAC
Phytophthora nicotianae INRA-310 is the source of this 677-nucleotide messenger RNA. RefSeq lists its product as hypothetical. The transcript is spliced from 3 exons. Bases 1 to 459 code for a protein of 152 amino acids. The record is from RefSeq and is a predicted model, not a curated record. Lineage: Eukaryota; Oomycota; Peronosporomycetes; Peronosporales; Peronosporaceae.